Molecule: messenger RNA, 741 nt
Organism: Pelobates cultripes (western spadefoot toad)
Lineage: Eukaryota; Metazoa; Chordata; Amphibia; Anura; Pelobatidae
Source: the annotation of a GenBank genome assembly
AUGGGUACACAACUAGGAGAACCACCAGAUACAUCCAGAAUCGGUACCAGAGGCGCAAGUAAAACCGCCCAAUACGAAGAGGCCAGAGCAAUUGGAAAAAAAUUAAAAUCCCACUGGGAAGCCUCCCAAGCCAAGGAAAUGAUGACUAUUUUCAACCUAUCUGACAAAGUGUUAACUACUGACCAUUAUUCUUUACUUAACAAAGGACAUUCGUUUGUUCCUGUUUCCAAAGCAGACCCCUUCCAGUUGGAAAUUGAAAUGUACAAAACUCAGAGAGUAUUAUAUUGGAACGAAAUUAGGAAGGAUAAUGCACCAAAACUGACACAGCCAAUUUUUAAGAAACAUAAGAAGGAUAUACGCACCUCUAACUCUUCUAUUAAGACCUUCAUCCAGACGGUGAAGGUGGACACAGAUAUGAUGAUGACGAAGCCCCCAAAGUACCAUCAAAAUUUAACCCUGGGUGAGAGGAAGGCUCUACAAGACCUCAGCCAAGACUCCAGCAUUGUCAUACACCCUGUAGAUAAGGGUGGAACCACAGUGAUACAAUCGUACCAAGACUACCGCAGAGAAAUACUACGUCAACUUGAUGAUCAUACUACAUAUACCAGACUCACAUUUGAUCCUGUGAAAAAGUUCCAAACGAGAAUUAAGAAUCAGAUUGACCUGGGCAUUCUCAAUGGGUUUCUGGAUGAGAAAAUGGCACACCCUAAACAUCCGGUGCUCUACACCUUGCCCAAAUAA